Juglans microcarpa x Juglans regia is the source of this 732-nucleotide messenger RNA. RefSeq lists its product as uncharacterized. Gene Ontology annotation, molecular function: enzyme inhibitor activity. The transcript has a single exon. NCBI's taxonomy places the organism in Eukaryota, Viridiplantae, Streptophyta, Magnoliopsida, Fagales, Juglandaceae. The coding region runs from base 52 to 606 and encodes 184 amino acids. The record is from RefSeq and is a predicted model, not a curated record.
AACAAAGCAAAGCAAAGCGAUCUACAAGACAAAGACAAAUUAAAACAAAAAAUGGGCAUCAAAAAUGUUGUUUCUCUUGAUCCUCUCCUCCCUAUGAUCUCAAUUGUUAUAGUUUGUGUGUUGCUUUCAACCCAACAUUGUGCAGCAGCAACUGCAAACAAGAAUGGCGAGUCGCUGAUAAACAAAACAUGCAAACAGACAGAGUUUCCGGAUGUUUGCAGGUCAACCUUGGAGUCGGACCCUCGGAGCUCAAAUGCAGUUGAUGUGAGGGGACUGUCCAGGAUAGGUUUGGAGCUGGUGUUUAGUAAAGGUCAAGAAACAGUAAAGGUGGCCUACGACCUGGUGAUCAAGAGUACUGACUAUGAUACUUGGUCACGCCGCGCGGGAUGCAUGAGUUCCUAUAAUAUGAGCAUCCAUAAUGUCAAGGAGAAGGGUCUCUCCAAUUUUGACGCAAGGAGGUAUAAAAAUGCGUAUCAAAUUCUGGAAGAUGCUUGGGGAGAAAUACAUUAUUGCGGUACGCUUAACGUGCCGGAGCUUGCUGAAAGGAAUACGAUGAUGACACAGUUUCUCGCUGCUUUGAAGGCCAUUCUCCAUCUUCUUUUCUAAUUGUUGGCGCGCGUCUUAAUUUGCAGCCAACUUAGCAACUACGAUUGCUAGCUGCUCCUGAUGUCCUAAUUGUUCUUUGUCAAUAACAAUAUUAUAAUAAAUUUCUACUACUUUAUUAUUUGUUAA